Desarmillaria tabescens is the source of this 939-nucleotide messenger RNA. RefSeq lists its product as uncharacterized. The transcript has a single exon. Lineage: Eukaryota; Fungi; Basidiomycota; Agaricomycetes; Agaricales; Physalacriaceae. Bases 1 to 939 code for a protein of 312 amino acids. The record is from RefSeq and is a predicted model, not a curated record.
AUGUCCAAGCCAUCGGUCGUCACCUCCCGGUCGACCUUGAUGCACGCUUCCCUUGCCUAUCUUUCAGACGAGAUACGCACCCUGGACUCAAUUAUCACCUCCCCGUCGUCUUUGCCGUCGUCCUGCUCAUCACUUCUCGCGAUGCCCACCGAAAUCCUGCUUCUAAUACGUUCUCACCUCCUUCUCGCGGUCACCACCGAACUAAUGGACCGCUCAACUUCUGCGCUGAAGCGCUACGAAUCCUCGCUGCGCGUCCUUCUAUGUGCAGAUUGCAUUGCGUAUAACCAGGAUGUGUACGGGAAAGAUAUAUGGGAAUGGGAGCAGUUUUCGGGAGCCUGUUCGUGCGCUGACAUCGUGACGCCUCGUAUUCGCCAUCUUCCCACCACUACCAUCAACCCCAAACGUUUCGUUGAUCGCGUUCAUUGGCUCGAAUACUAUCUCUCUCGGAAAUCGCUUCGUCUCCUCCGCGGUCGCCCGACAUCAUCUAACAAAUCACAAGACGUGAUCUGGGAGGCCGUGUCCGUCGUGCUGGAGAAUUUUGGAUGCAAGGUUGUCAUGAGAAACCCACAUUACCGACACUUUCUUCCACUAUUGCACGACAAAACUGUUGUCGUCGUUCCUGAGACGGAGUGCGAAUCGUGGUGGUUGACCGGAGUCACGCUGAAUCGGGUGGACAGAGACCUCGGCCUGUCUUUGCAUCAUCACAACGUUCUUGAAGAUCCCGUUGAUGGCGUCUCCCCCCCUCCCAGUGUUUCACGGUCGUUUCACUGCUCCCAACGGAAACAGGCCUUCACCCGCCAAUCUUCUAUCCUUCGUCCUACCAUGGUAAACAUCAGCGAUGCGCUUAGCGCCCUCUUUGCCAUUCCCGUUGCGUUUGUGACAUUCAUUCUCGCGAUUCUUUGUUUUUAUUCACGACCAGGUGCAUUCAGAAUCAUGUGA